Messenger RNA from Bombus huntii, 5744 nucleotides. RefSeq lists its product as uncharacterized. The transcript has 18 exons. The record is from RefSeq and is a predicted model, not a curated record. NCBI's taxonomy places the organism in Eukaryota, Metazoa, Arthropoda, Insecta, Hymenoptera, Apidae. Bases 195 to 4265 code for a protein of 1356 amino acids.
CCUUCACCGAUCUCUCAUUCUGUCGACAAGUUCAAAUAAAGAAGAGGGGAUAGCGGAUUACUUAUUUCGAGUCAGAAACCACUUGCUUAUUUCGAAGAAAAAUUAUACUAUGUAAUAAUAAUUUCUGCACUUCAAAAGCCUAACAUGGACCUCGAAUUUUUUUAGCUAGUAAACAUAACUCAGGAACACCUUUGAUGUAUGGUGACUAUGUUUUACCGAAGAAACGUUUAGAAGGUCGAUUAAAAUUACAUGAUUCUUGUUCAGAUAUCAGAGCAUGGAGUCCAAAUUCUCUAGAAAAUUCACGUUACUUUCGUGAACUUAAUGAACAUGACUCAUCAAUGGGAAAAAUAAUACCAUUUAAUGUAAUUAUUGAUAAUAUUAUUCAACUCAAUCCGAAAGCACAAAAUGAACUUCAGACAGUUAAAAAAGAACUUAAAAAAUAUAAAACUCUUAAACUUACCACUAAACAAGAAGAACAGUUACAAAAUUUAGAUAAUAUUUCAAAAAUAAAAGAAUUACCACAGAAAAACAAUUAUACAACUGGAGUUCUAAAAGGUGCAUUUUUCAAUAUCAGUAAAUCAGGUCCUAUAAUUCAGUCAAAUUUGUUAUCAAUCCAUACACCUUGUAAAAGAAAUUCACAGUCUAACACAAGAAAUGUAUCAGCUAUAACAAACCAAUAUAAUCAAUUAUAUUCUUAUUCUUUAACUAUGUUUGAUGCAUCUUUGAAAAAUUAUAAUUUAAUACCAUCAUGUAGGUCUACUGUAAGAUCACUUCCUUCUGCAGAUUACAAUAAAGAGACAUCAUCUUGGAUAGAAUAUAUUGAUGUAGCUGUACAAGUAAACACAGAAACACAUGAUAUAGAAAUACAAAUUGACGAUGAAGUUGAUAAAUAUCUAAACAAAAUUAUAACAAUAUCUGCAAUGUCACAAACAUCAUUCACAUCAAAAUUCAGUAAUGAAGAUAACAGUGCAGAUCUAGACAAAAAUAGUUCACAAACAAAUAAUCACAAGGAACAAAGUUUUGAAUGUGAUGCUUCUUGCAGUAAUAGUUCACAAGAUAUUGAAAGUCUAACUGAGUCUGACACUGAAAUGGAAACAGAAUCUGAUUUUGAUCUACAUAAUAGCGUUCAUAAAGGGAUUAUCAUCCAGAAAGAUUCUGAAAUUAUAGUUUUGAAAAAUGAACUCUGUGUAAGAGAUGCUGAGUUAGAAGAAUUACAUGAUAUGAAUAAACAUUUGGAAGUUUUACUAAAAGAAAAAGAAAGUUGCAUAUACACUCAACAAGGAAAUCUCAAAAUGUUACAUGAAAAAUUAUAUAAAUUGGAUCAUGAACGUAAUUGCGAAGUAGAGGAUCUGAAAAAGAAGCUCUAUAGUUAUAAAUAUUUAAUGGAACAACUCAAACAAGAUUUAAAUGAGAAAUGUGAAAGUUGUUAUUUAUAUUCUGAAGAAAUUGAAAAACUUCAAUUGUAUGUCAAAGAAACAACAACAUUACGAUUAGAAAAAGAGUUACUCUUAAAAAAGAUACAAGAAAUGGAACAACUAGUAGAAAAAGCAGAAAAAUAUAAUAUAACACUAGAUCAAUUAAAGAAUGUCUUAGAAGAAAGAGACGAACUUAAAAAACAAAAUUAUGAACAGAAUUGUAUAUUAACAAAUCAAGAAGAAAAGCUAAAUCAACUGUUAAAAGUGAUCAAAGAACUGUCUAUUCCAUAUAAUGAACAAAUGGAGACAAAGAAUAUGUUAGAAGUUUUAAAAACUGAAAUUCAGGAUAAAGAUAUUAAAAUUGCUCAACAUAAAGAGGAAUUGGUUUCUAUGAAACAAGAAAUUAGUGAUUUUUUCAAUAAGUUAAAAUAUGUCCUAAAUAAUUUGGAAGAGCUUAAUGGCGUUUGUGAAGAAAUUUGUAAUUGUUCAAAAUGUAGCUUGGAUAUUGGUGAAGAAGCAAAUAAUAUACUGUAUAACAUAAACAUCAUUAUAGCAAGAUUUCAAAGUUAUAAAAUAGAAAGUCAAAAUCUCUUACAACAAAUUGGAGAUCUAAAGCAUUAUAUAGAAAAUGAUAAACUAGAAACCUUCUUUGAUCAAAAUUUAAAAUAUAUGAUUUGUGAAAAACUUUCUUGUGACUCUGAAGUGGAUUCAAAAAAUACAAUUGAAGACAGUGUAGUUGCAUUCAAUGUAAAGCAAGAUAUGACUAAUUCAAAUGAAAUAGAAUUUGACGAUAUUUCUAACACAGUUAAUAAUAAAAAUUUAUUAAGUGAAAUAGCAAAUAAUUUAGAUUCUUGUGGACUUCAAAAGGAAUAUCACAAUUAUACCAUUAAAUUAAGUAGAAAAGAUGUCAUAGAUAAUAUAGAAAAGGAAAUCAUUGAAUAUUUUACACAUUUUUUAAUUAAGUUACGUUCUCUUACACAAAAGUUACAAAUAUAUGUAGAAAUCGAACGUCCUGUCAUGAUUCAACAAACUUAUUAUUUUUAUAAAAUUAUGAAAGAUACACAAUCAGCUAUCAAUGUUUCUCAAGAUAUAACUUUGAAGAAACAACUAAUUUCUGAAUUAUAUAAUCAGCAUAAAAAAGAAAAUAAGAAAUAUGAUUCUUGUAUUAAACAGCUUCCUAAUGAUCUAUUACACAUACAAAAUAAGAUAAAUGAAUUUAUUGAAAACAUUUUGUAUCAGUUAUUAAAUGAAAUAUUACAUACAGAGGAAACAUAUUUAUAUGAUGAAAAAAUUAAUAAAGCGAUCGAAAUACAUUUGAAAUCUUGUAUCAAUAAAAUAAAUACAGCUUUACAAGGUGCCGGAGAUCAACACAUACAGAUAACUGGAACAAUAGAAGAACAACAGAACGAAUUAAAAAGAAAAAAUUUAGAAAUAGCUCAAUUGAAAGAAGUAGUGCAACAGCAAAGAGGAGAAGGUAUUGGCUUAAAUGAAGAAAAUAUAAAAAUUAAAGAACAGUUAUCAAAAAUAACUACGGCACUUAAUAAAAAGGACGAUCAUGUAUUGAAGUUAGAACAACAACUUGAGAUACUUAAAAGUGAUUUAUUUAUAUAUGAUAAAGAUUGUAAUGCAUUAAAAAAAGAAAACAAGAAUUUAGAAAAUAUAACAAAUAGAUUAUCAGAAGAAUGUUGUGAGAGUAAGAAACAAUUAAUAAUAAAAACUAAACAAAUUAAAAAUUUAUCAGAGCAAGUUCGUGAACUUCUUGAAACUAAAAACCUAAAGACUACUUUAGAAAAUAAAAUUAAAGAAAUAGAGAAAAGAUUGAGUGAUUUACAAUUUGAAAAUUAUGAAUUAGAAAAGAAUAUUAUUCAAUCCAAUAUGAUCAUUUCUACAAAAGAAGAAGCUAUAACUACCUUGAAAAAUAAAAUUGAUGCAAGUAAUAAUAUUUUGUCACAAAAAAUUGGUAAAUACAAAAAUGCAAUGGAACAAAAACAUCAUGAAAUCAUAAAAUUGGAAGAUGAAAAUAUUUUAUUAAAUGAAAAACUGAAAGAUGUUGAACAUAAACUUAUAGAAAUGAAUUUAAUAAUUGUAUCCCUAACUGAACAAAAUGAUAAAAUUAAUAUCAUAUAUACAAUGCAAGAGGAUCUUACAAAAUUGGACAAAUAUGAAAAAAAAUUAAAGGUUGAACUCAGUAAUCUAAGAACACAACUUAUAAAUGAUCAAAAUAGUAACAAAAAACUUGAUAAUAGCUUAGACAUAUAUCUACAUGAAAAUGAAAUAUUAGGAAAAAAUGUGGAAUAUUGGAAAAAUGAAAACUCUGAAUUAUUAAUUAGACUACAUAAUGAAGUAAUGGAAGAAAAUCUAAAAAGCAAAUUGUAUACUCUUUCCAAUCAAAUAUAUGAAAGACUAUUAAGUCUUCAAAAUCUAUCUAAUUUAGAAAAAGAUUCAUCGAAUAGUAAAUUUAUUAAAAAAUUACAUGAUCAGUACAUAAUUCAUCAAGAUGAAAUAAUAGAGUUAACUGUAAAUAAUAGAAUAAAAAAUUUCAAACUAGAAUAUAAAGAUCAAAAACGAGAAGUAAAAGAAACUGAAAUAGAAAAAAUCGAUGUACAAUUGUCGAAUAACGUAAAUAUAAAAGAAGUGCCUGAAAAUAAUUGUAUAACAUUUGAGCGAUCCAAUUCUCCAAAUAAUUUAUUGAUGAGGUAUAAGAUAGAACAUAUGAAAAGUGAACAUAAUGAAAACCAAAAUGAAAUAAUGAAUAGAGAUGGUGAAAUAAAACAUCCUAAAGAAAUUAUUAAACAUUUAGUACAAGAAAAUGCUGAGCUUCGUGCUAUCCUUAAAGUAGCUAUUACUUAAUAUUAUUAUAGCAAGUAUAUUAUUUCUAUUACUACAUUAUGCUCAACUGUUUUAUAUUAGAUGAUACUUUUACUUUAAUACUUUUACAAUGUUACAUAGUCUCAGAUGGAAGAAUAUCAAGACAAAAUAAUGUUAAUGAAAAGAAACUAUGACAGUAGUUUAAAUGCAGUUUGUGAAAGGCACAAAGCAAACGUUGAAAUUUUGCAAAAACAAUUUGAAGAUGACAUGAAGAGUGAAAAAAUAUUUGACUCAGAAAAUUGGUUAUUAGUAUGUAACUGCACAUUCAUGUAAUGAAACAUUUAAUUGAGGAUAAUUACAUGCUUUUAGUCAUUGAAUAUGAAAGAAUUAAUGGGACUACAUGAACAGAUAACUGUAAUUAUAAACAACAGCUCUGAUGUGAUUCAUAUGGAAAACGAAAAUAAAUGUUUAUAUGAUAAUGCUCAAGAGGAAUUUUAUGCAACACUAAAUGAAGUGGAGAAAAAAUUCCAAAUUCUACCCACAAAUGUACAUGAAGAAGGUAAUACAAAUAAUAUUUAAAAUAAGUAAUAAAUAAUAUAACUCCGUUGAUAUAUUCAUUUAAAGAAUCAAUGUACAAAAGAAUAAUAUCAUCAAUUUCGAAAGAAAGAAAUUCACACAUACAAAAUCAAUGGCAAUUUAUGCCAUUUUUGGGUGAUGCUCAAAAGUAUCAAACUUUACAAACACAAGAUUAUAAAUCAAAUUUGGGACAUAACUUUGGGUAAAUUGUUAAAUAUAUCACCCUGCAUUAAAUAUCAUUAAACUGUACCAUAAAAAUUAUGUUAUAGGUACCACAAUGGUGAAGAAAAAUCUCCAGAAUUAGAAAACAAAUCUAAGAAAGACAAACAAAUUGAAAAAGAUUUCACUGUAUAUUUAUUUAAAUUUGUGUUUUUCUUUUUAGUUAUAUUUAUUUUAUUCUAAUACAAACUUUUAUUUUCAGUUUGAUCAACAAAGAUGGAAUUUUAUUAAUCAGUGUAGUGCAUACCAUAAAUUGAGUAAUAUAUAUGAAUAUACUACAUUUCCUACGAAUUAAUAUUAUUGAAGUCUUUCAAGAUAAAUUUCUUUAAUUUAAAAAAAAAUAUUCGUUCUUUUACUUAAAUAAUAAAUUUGUAAAGAUUUUUUAUAAGAUGUUUAUUCUGAACUUUAACAUUGUAAUGACUUCCUUACUGUAAUUUAUUAUCUUAUAAAUUACGUAAUUAAUGAUAUACAUUUAAGUUAAACACGUAACAAACAUAUAAACACAUAUAAAACUAAACGUUUAAUAUUCAAAUGAGAAGUAAUUGCAAUAAAUUUUUAUAAAAAAUAUAAAAUCUCAUUAUUUGUAAUAAAAAUUUGGUUUAUAUAGAACAAAUGAUUUAAAAAGUACAUUGUAUCUUUUUAGAAACAAAUAUAUUUUUUAAUUUGAAAUUAAACUAUAUGUAAAGAAUAUUUAAAUACUGCAAUAAAGAUUUAUUCUUUGAAGGA